This is a messenger RNA of Arthroderma uncinatum, 1578 nucleotides long. RefSeq lists its product as uncharacterized. Lineage: Eukaryota; Fungi; Ascomycota; Eurotiomycetes; Onygenales; Arthrodermataceae. The transcript is spliced from 4 exons. Gene Ontology annotation, biological process: protein homooligomerization. The record is from RefSeq and is a predicted model, not a curated record. Bases 1 to 1578 code for a protein of 525 amino acids.
AUGUCCUCGACCACCGGGCUGCCGCUGUCGGAGCCGCCCAAGGGAGAGGCCACAAUCCUGCCGCACGAGAAGGUGUUUCCCAUCCAGAUCGGCUCGCAGCUGUUUCGUCUCUCGGGCGCAUCUAUCGCCUCUGAUGCACCGUCGUACUUUUCCCGUUUCUUCGAAGAGCAACUGAACAGCGGCCAGGAGGGCGUGAGGACGCUGUACAUCGACCGCGACCCCGAGACGUUCCAUGAGAUCCUCAGACACCUUCAGGGAUACUACGUACGGCCAAAGGAUGGCGCCCAUUUCGUCAAGCUGUUCGCCGACGCGCAGUUCUACAGCCUGCCACGGCUGAUAGCCCAGCUGUUCGAAUGCGAAAUCUUCAUACAGAUCGGGGACCGCCAUUUCCAGAUCCCCCGAGACAUCUUCUCGAGUCCCGGCGACUCGCCCAACUUCUUCUCUCUCGGCUUCGCCGUCUUCUUUGCGUCUCCGGCCUCGGUCUUCCCUGGCCUCGAGCGAGAAGGCCUCCUCCGUCCGCCGUCCAUCACGCCGCCCAUCGUCAGCAGCCGGUCUGGAGACAUCUUCGCAGAGCUCCUGCACAUGCUUCGUGGCUACCCGAUACACAUCCGCGACGAGGAGCACCGAGCCUGUCUCCUGCGCGACUGUCGGUACUACCACCUCAGGGGACUCGAGCAGAAGCUGAUCCCGCACGAGAUAAGCUACAAUCUCGAGCGGCGGCGGUCUGAGAUCACGGUGCGCCUGGAGGAUAUCCGUCCGUCCGGCGUCGCCUUUGUCCACGACGGGUCGCCUUCGUCGUCAACUGCCUCGACCAGUCCCGGCGGGUGGGUGCACUAUUCCCGCCCGUUCGUGGACGACGACCACUGCGAGCUGAUCAUCGAGAUCGGGAGCGAGAGCACCCUGAUCGACCUCGCAACGAUGCGCGCUGAGCUGCACGGGCUCACCAAGGCCCGGGUUACGAGCCUCUGCCAGGUGAUCGCGAACAAGAUGAACCUGCCUACCAACGCGCCGCUGGGCCUGCUCAUGAUGUCCGGCAACAAGGAGACCACCAGCGCCGCCGGCAACACCGCGCUCGGCGGAGACCGCAUCAAGAUCUAUAUCGACGGCAGUGCCGACAUCACCCUCGACGGCGAGCCCUUCCUCGGCGCCCACCCUCGAGACCUCAGCCACGGCAAUGCCGGUAACCAUGCCAGUAACAAUGCCAGUAACAAUGUCAGCAACAAUGCCAGCAGCGGCAUCACAAACGACAUCCAGGCACUCGCCUACCAGCCCGGCGCAUCCCACACGCCCCUGGAGGGCAACAUCUCGCCCCUGACCCCGUCGGCUCUCUACUCGCGACUGCAGGCCCCGACCGCAGUCCAGCCGAACCAGCAGCUGCCCCGGAAACGGCGCAGGGUCGACGGCGGCGACAGGAGCCGCCAGUGGAUUGUCGACAAGGGCCAGUGGCGCCUGCGAGUGCAUCCCCUGGGGCCGUCAGACCCCAACGCAGGCAAGAUGGAGGUCAUCUUCGUCGCCGUCAAGCUCGAGGCCCAUUCCGGCCAGCGAGGCCGCAAUGCCAGACGCGCCUUCAUCGCCUAG